AUGGAUCCUAUCGGUGCAAAACAUACGUAUUUAAGGAGGCUCGUUCAUAAGUUUCAAGCUAGAAGAGAUAUUCCUUUUCGUAAGAAGUUUUUUGUGGGUUAUGACUUAGCAGGCAAUACAUAUUGGGAGUUCACUCCAGAUGGUAAUAUGCGACGAUUAAGAAGAAAGCUUGAGCCAUUUGAGCCAAAAUUAUUCAAAGUGGAUUAUUUUCUGGAAGUGCCACCUCAGUGGUUGCAAUGGCUCAGGCAGACGAGGCCUGAUCCACCGAGUUUGGAAGAGUUAGUGAAUGAUAAAAUCAGACAGCAAAAAAUUAAGAUAUUAGCGCAACAAGCUGACGAGAGGUGGCAAUCGGAGAAAGAGAGGAUGGAGCAAGAAAACCAAAUCAAAUUAGCUUCGGAAUUAGAGAGAUCCAAGAGUGAAUCGAAGACAUAUGAAUCGAAGCCUGAAUCUCAAAAUGAGAAUAAACAAGUAAAAGAGGAUAUUCACAAAAGUGAUGAACAAGAACACCUCAGUAAUACUGCUUCAGACCACUUGGAUAACCUGAACAAAGAUGAUCAAAAUCCAUGGAAACAGGCUGAGAUAUCAAAAGAUGAGAACCCCAUUGAAUCUGCGAAGUUCAAUGUUCGACAAAGAUGA
Messenger RNA from Priceomyces carsonii, 636 nucleotides. RefSeq lists its product as uncharacterized. The transcript has a single exon. Lineage: Eukaryota; Fungi; Ascomycota; Pichiomycetes; Serinales; Debaryomycetaceae. The record is from RefSeq and is a predicted model, not a curated record. Gene Ontology annotation, cellular component: mitochondrion; membrane. Bases 1 to 636 code for a protein of 211 amino acids. Gene Ontology annotation, biological process: mitochondrial respiratory chain complex I assembly.